AUGAGUUAAGAAGAAAAUAAAUAUGAAAUGAUCUUAGAAAGCAAUAGCAAAGAACAUUUAUUUAAUCUAAGCUAAGAUUCAGAAGCUGACGACGAAGAAGAUUAUGAAGCAGACAUAGAUAUUUCAGAAAAUAAUUAGAAAGAUAUAGUUGUGGUGCAUAAAACAUAUGAAUAUAUAGAAAAAUAUUUUGAAGAUUUGAUUAAAGAAACUAUGAAAGAGUAUUCCAUUCCUUUUGGAAGAGCUCUCUUAUUGUUAAGUAGGAAUAGUUAUGAUCAUAAAAAACUGCAAAUUUCAACAGAUGAGAAACUUACCGAUUUAAUAUACCCUAAAAUACCUUAGAACAUCAAAGACUUAGCAAAUAAAAAUGAAUGCUUGUUAUGCUUUGAUAGCUUAGAAGAAGACAACAGAUAUAGCUUGGCAUGCUAGCAUUACUUUUGCAAAGAUUGUUUUUCCCAGUACAUUUAAGAGGUGUUUAAGGAAGGACAGUUUUGCAUAUUUAAGACAUGUCCAUUAGAUGGAUGCUUAGAGAGACUCGGGAUGGAAGAUUUCAAAUAAUUUCUAUCAGAAGAAAAAUACAAUUUAUACAAAAGGUUCCUUAUAAAAGAUGCAUUUGGUCAAUCAGAGACAAUACUAUCAUGUCCACAACCAAAUUGUCCUUAUGUUUAAAUGAGCGUCAAAGAUCGAAUGAUAAAAGUGAAUUAAUAAAACAUAACUUGUUUAUGCAAUCAUGAAUACUGCAACUAAUGUAAAGAGAUAGGUCACUAUCCUUGCUGUUGUGGAGAUUUUAGAAAGUGGCUAUCAAAGAUAGAAAGUCAAGGUGCUUCUGCUAAUCUAAAUGAUGAAUGGUUUAUCAUGAAUACAAAGCCAUGUCCUAAAUGCAAGAUUUUUAUUGAAAAAAAUCAAGGCUGUAUGCAUAUGACUUGUAAGCAAUGCCAGCAUCAUUUUUGCUGGAUAUGCUUAGGUGAUUGGAAAGGACAUAAUGAUUAUUAUAAUUGCAGUAAGUUUGAUUAGGAAAAGCUAAAUGAGUUGCAAAGAGAAAAAAUAGAAUUAAGUCAUUUUAAAUUCCAUCAAGGCUAAUACUCUCAUCACCUAAGUAAUAUUUAGGUAAUGAAAAAAGAGAUUGACGAAAUAAUGAAUUAUCUCAAUGAUGUUAAUAGAAGACUUUUACUUUCGAACUAAAAGACUCUUGAACUCGAUAUAGUCAAUAAAUUUUGCCAAUAAAUACUGAGAGGAAGAAAAUAUUUGCCAUUUUUUUAUGCUAAGGGAUAUUUUAUUUCAGAUAAACAAAAGCUAAAGUUUUUUAAUGAUUUGAUAGAAGAUUAUGUAAGAAUUAUUGAAGAUUUUAACUCUUCACUUAGCAAUCUUAAGGAUAUUGAGGAUAAGGAAAAUGAGAUUAAGGAUAAAAUAAUUAUUAAAAAAAGUUUCUAUUAAUUCAAAGAUAGCUUGUCUAGGAAGUUAGGAUCUUGUUCGAAUUAUAUUGACCAAAAGUUGAAAUAAUUCACAGAAGACCUUGACAACUUUGAGAAAAUAAAGGAGUAAAACUCAGAAAAAAUAGUACCUGUUAAAAGUGAAAUCAUAUUCUAAAAUAUCCAAUAAAUGAAGCAGUAAUAGCAAAUAAACAAAGAAGAAUAGCUUAAAAAAAAAAAUAUUCUUUCAGCCAUUGAAGAAAAGAUAGAAGUAGAAAAAGAAGAAGCUAAACAAGCUACUAUUUAAAAACAAGAAGAUAAUAAUAAGGAUUUAAAUAAAAAGAGAAAGGUUUAAUUUAGCGAUUCUUUAGAUCAGGAAGAAAUAGAUUUAGGCAAUAGCCUUAAAAAAAAGUUAAAGUCAAAUGAAUGCUUAGAAGAAAUUCCUAGUAAAAAAGAAAUUAAUUCUACAGAAAAUAAUGCUUUUCAAAGUUAGUCAGUUUUAAUAUACAGGUGUAUAUCUGAAAAUGCACCAUUAACAUGUUUUGACUGUGGUGAAAAUCCUGCCACUAACGAGUAUGGAGUUUGCGAUGCAUGCUUUGAUUCAUUGAACAACUGA
This is a messenger RNA of Tetrahymena thermophila SB210, 2022 nucleotides long. RefSeq names its product IBR domain protein. Gene Ontology annotation, molecular function: ubiquitin protein ligase activity; ubiquitin conjugating enzyme binding; zinc ion binding. The record is from RefSeq and is a predicted model, not a curated record. Gene Ontology annotation, cellular component: cytoplasm; ubiquitin ligase complex. Lineage: Eukaryota; Ciliophora; Oligohymenophorea; Hymenostomatida; Tetrahymenidae. Gene Ontology annotation, biological process: protein polyubiquitination; ubiquitin-dependent protein catabolic process; positive regulation of proteasomal ubiquitin-dependent protein catabolic process. The transcript is spliced from 8 exons.